Messenger RNA from Hibiscus syriacus, 621 nucleotides. RefSeq names its product ethylene-responsive transcription factor ERF109-like. Gene Ontology annotation, molecular function: DNA binding; DNA-binding transcription factor activity. Gene Ontology annotation, biological process: ethylene-activated signaling pathway; regulation of DNA-templated transcription. The coding region runs from base 1 to 621 and encodes 206 amino acids. Lineage: Eukaryota; Viridiplantae; Streptophyta; Magnoliopsida; Malvales; Malvaceae. The record is from RefSeq and is a predicted model, not a curated record. The transcript is spliced from 2 exons.
AUGUCCGGUCGUUUUCGGGUUUUGACGGUUGGCAAAAUUUGUAAUUUCAUCUCACAAGUGAAAAUUUUACAGAGUGAAGUUAUGGAUAAGUGCCAAGUGUGCAAAUUUGACGACUGUUUAGGCUGCAACCUUUUCCCGCCAAUUCAGCAGGAAGACAAAAAGGGCGGAGCAGCCACGUCUUCUACGACUAGAACUAAAAGAGUGAAGAAAAACUACAGGGGAGUUCGACAAAGGCCGUGGGGAAAAUGGGCUGCAGAGAUACGAGACCCGCGUCGCGCCGUCCGGGUCUGGCUCGGAACCUUCAAUACAGAGGAGGAAGCUGCCCGUGCUUACGAUAAAGCCGCCAUCGAUUUCCGUGGACCCAGAGCUAAACUUAACUUCCCAUUCCCCGACAGCACCAGCAUUGAGAAUGCAACAACACCAUCCGCCGCCGCGGCGACCACCGCAGCAACAAGUAUAGUUUUGUCCGAUCAGAUAAAUGCGAGCAUGGGGACUGAGUUUUGGGAUAGAAUAGGCGAAGAUGAGAUUCAACAAUGGAUGAAGAUGACGGAUUUCGAUGUGGAUGGCAACAACAAUUCCUGGGAUUCUGCUACCACUACCAGAAACCCUAAUAGGUCUUGA